Molecule: messenger RNA, 2580 nt
Organism: Abrus precatorius (Indian licorice)
Lineage: Eukaryota; Viridiplantae; Streptophyta; Magnoliopsida; Fabales; Fabaceae
Exons: 7
Coding region: 145-2436 (763 amino acids)
Source: RefSeq, a predicted model, not a curated record
CAUCAUCAUGCACUUGUUUGAGCCUUUAAGCUGCAGCAGGACUUUAAUUUGGGCUUUGUAAUCCAGGCUUUUGUGAUUUUCCCAUUAAAAUUGGCUAAAAGAUCAUUAGAUAAUAUAAAAUAGUUUUCGAGUUUCCUCUUUAUCAUGGCGAGAAGAUCUCCUCCCCUGGUUAACCAAACGUACGAGACAGGCUGCACGUGGCGAAUGUUUAGAAUCUUUAAUUUCCGUGAAGAUCAUGCUGACAAAAGGUUGGUUUCCAAUAGGAGGCAUUUCAGCGCACAUGUUAAUGGAAAUGGAAACUCCAGAAGUAGCUCAGAUGUGCUUGGUACAGUUGAUGAGAAGUACCUUCAAAUUGGGGUAAAAUCUAGAAGAAAAAGAGAUUAUGGUUGUAAAAGUAUCAGUUGCGUGGAGAAUGAUCAGGAAGCAGAUUGGAGAAAUGAAAUAACAAAGAUGAUUGUUGAUCAGAGAUUUGUUAAUACAAGUUAUCUAGGAAAAGAUGGGGAAGCCGAUAAGCCUAAUCAAUUCUUGGAUGCUUUACAGAUUUUAUAUUCAAACAAGGAACUUUUCAUAAAACUUCUGCAAGAUCCAAACUCUCUGUUAGUUAAACAGAUUCAUGACUUAGAAAGCUCUCAAGUGAAAGAACCAUAUCGGGCAAGGCUAAAAAAGACGACUAGAUUGAAUAAACCUCAAAAAAGUAAUAAUACACAAUGUGUAAAACCUUUUGAGUCCUUUGAUAGGUAUGAUUUAAGGCCAAGUUUUAAACCUCAGUCUCCAAACAGAAUAGUGGUUUUGAAGCCUGGCACUGUUAAUGUGAAAAAGAAUGCUGAAACAAGCUUCAGUUCUAAUGCACAAGAUAUUAGACCUUCACAUUAUACCUUUGGUCGUAUAAAGAGAAAAUUGCGGCAUGUCAUGACAGUAAGGAGACAAGAAAAGCAAUGUAGGACAGAUGAUGGAAAGUCAUGUGAAUUUCCCAGCAGUUCCCAGGGCCUGGAAGAUGGUAAAAAAGUUAAAGAAUUGGAAAUUGAUAAAAGAAAUUCAGCAAUUAAUAUCCAUACUAAUACUGGAAAAAGGUUGAAUUCAUGUCUUGAUUUGAAGAAGAGGGAUGGUAUCAUCAAAUUGAAGAAUUCUGAGUUAUGUAUGAGGCUGGAAGCUGCUACAUUCGGUGGAAGUUGCAGUAAGAACACAAAUAAUGCUUCAGUUGGUCCUUCUGAGCAAAAUAUAUUGAACAUAAAUGUUGAAGUUGAAGGUAGGAAAGGUCCAUCUCAGAUGCUAAACUGUGGAAUUGAGGAAUGUAAACAGUGCACAAACUCUGUAGGGAGAUCAAUUCCUCUUCCUGACUUUUUGUACUUGCCAAGGUUUCAUAGGUACUGCGAGCACAGCUCCAUCCCUGAAGGGAUGAGAUAUUACAAUGAUUAUCAAAUGGUUCUUAGAACCAGGUUGGGGCUUCAAAAAGAUGGGGAAAAUGGUUCCUAUAAUUCUUUGAGACCAAAAAUCAAGGAUCCACCAGUCGCCAUUGUUAGUAUACUUACUGAUAAGUUGCAAUGUUUUGCUGACGAUAUUAGUAUCAGAAAUAGUGUUCCUGGUGACAAUCUACGGGCACGUUAUGAUAUUCCCAGAGAUGGCAGAUACGAGGAAAGUCCUAGUCAGAACAUUGACAUGAAUAAUACAACAGAAGGAAGUGAAUCUUUUCUGGAUAUGCAUCCAGAGAUCCAGACUUCGACUUUUUCACCAGAGGUUGCUCCAUCAAGGCUUUCAUCCUAUCGGAGAACAGAAGAUACUGUAAAUACGGGAAAUAGAGUUGAGAAAUUUAUUGGGCAUGAUGCUACCACCCCACCAAUCACCAUCUUUCAAACAGAUGAAUCUCCAAUACAAGCAAUGCUUGAUAACAAGUUUGAAGAGAACCAUUUUGCAGACCUUAUAAGAUCCUCUUUAGAUCCAAUGAACAAUUUAGCCUCCUCCAAGGACAUCUUAGACUAUGUAAGGGAAAUUCAGCAAGCUUUCAGCUUAAAAUGGGAUGAACUUAGUAUGAAGAGAUCAUCAAACCAAUUGCUAGAUCCAUCCACCUUUGAUGAACUGAAGGAACUAAUUAGUCAACUUUCUAGUGAUAAAAUGUUGCUUGACUGUGUCAUUGAAGCUUUCAUAGAGGUAUACCAGAACAAUGGUUUCCCACAUCAUAUUUCAUCAAAAAAUCCAAAUGUCCAAGCAUAUGUUGUAAAGAAACUUCUGGUCAAAGAGAUUACAGAACUUGUUAACUUGCACUUUCACCCUCAUCCAUCACCACUGACAUUAGAAAAGCUUAUAGAAAAGGACUUAGCUAGACGUGGAUCAUGGCUAAAUAUCCAAGUUGAUACAGAAGAUAUUGCAAUGGAGGUGGAGGAAGAUGUUCUUGAAAAACUGGUAUUGGAAAUCGCAUCUGAGAUGGAUAUAGAGACAUGAUACAUUUCAAUGAACCUAUGUCUACUUACUCGGUGGAUAAUAAAGCACUUUGGUGGCAUUGGUGAGCAGCAGGUAAUAUUAUGCUUCCUCAGGUAUAUUAGAAGUGACAACUGUAUCAGUAUAACAUAAUUUUUUAUAUACAAU